AACUGUACGCUCAGUAGUGAGGGAGGCUGACCCUGUUCACCAACACCACUUAUUAUUGCUCCACAUCAACAUUACAAGUCGAAACUUCUGACAAUCCUGCACCUUGAACAGAGUUCAUAUCCUGUCAUUCACAGUUCUUCAGGGAAUUUUGGCAUUCCUGGCUAUUCACACCAUUUUCUUUGACGUCACGCUGGGCUGGUCUGCCAUAUUCCCUCAUCUUGGGGCCUCACUGCUCGUCUCGCCCCGGCACACCCCGCAGACACAGGUCCAUUUCUUCAAUUUCACAUUUGUCCCUGGCCUGUGUCGUGCCUGGUCCUUCAAAGCACUCUCUGAACCACUGCACGGUCGAAUUCCGGAGCGUGAGAGCUCAUCAUGUCGUGGAAACUCACCAAGAAGUUGAAGGAGACGCACCUCGCUCCGUUCACUAGCACCUUUAGCCGCUCUUCAUCGACGUCCACGAUUACUCCGGAGGCUCAGUCCGAUGCAAGCUCAACUGCCGCCAGCUCUAACACUUCAAAGGAUUCCUCAGAAUCAUAUACGUCUCUUCCGCCGCCUCCGGUAAAGCCCGGCAUUCUCAUUGUCACGUUACAUGAAGGAAAGGGUUUCUCGUUGCCCCAGCAAUUUGAAGAGACUUACAACACCCAAAACCGGCAUUCAAUUGGAGGAUCCUCGUUUGUUUCGGGCUCCAUUCGGCCAAACUCUUCUUCGCGCACCCCAGGCGGAAAUGUAGGCUCGUACGCUGGUCGUCCGCAGUCUGCUACCGCCGGCAUCAACGCAGCUCCUACCAAUCAUGGCCGGUACUCUACCAAAUAUUUGCCAUAUGCCCUCCUCGACUUUGACAAAGUCCAAGUCUUUGUCAAUUCGGUGUCCGGUACGCCGCAGAAUCCACUUUGGGCCGGCGACAACACUUCGUACAAAUUCGACGUGUCUCGCGUCACCGACCUGUCCGUCUCACUCUUUCUCCGAAACCCCAAUGCUAACCCCGGCGCUGGUCGCAACGAGGACAUCUUCCUUGGAACUACUAAAGUGCAUCCGAGAUUUGAAGAAGCUAGGCAGCACGUCGAGGACCCCAAAGCCAGCAAAAAGGAGAAGGAGAAGGCUGCGGCUGCUUUUGCGCAGCAGGAGCGUUCUCUGGGUCAAAUAGGCGCAGACUGGUUGGAUAUUCAAUACGGCACCGGCUCAAUCAGAAUUGGCGUCGAAUUUGUCGAAAAUAGGCAACGAUCGUUGAAGAUUGAGGACUUUGAGUUGCUCAAGGUCGUUGGCAAAGGUAGCUUUGGCAAGGUUAUGCAGGUUCGGAAAAAAGAUACCCAUCGUAUCUACGCGUUGAAGACGAUCCGCAAAGCGCAUAUCAUUUCUCGUUCGGAGGUUGCUCAUACUUUGGCCGAGCGCUCAGUGCUGGCGCAAAUCAACAAUCCGUUCAUCGUCCCCCUUAAAUUCUCGUUCCAAUCCCCAGAAAAGCUUUACCUCGUGCUGGCGUUCGUCAAUGGCGGCGAACUGUUCCACCACCUGCAAAAGGAGCAGCGAUUUGACGUCAACCGCUCGAGAUUCUACGCCGCCGAGCUUCUCUGCGCUCUAGAAUGUCUGCAUGGCUUCAACGUCAUCUAUCGUGAUCUGAAGCCGGAGAACAUCCUUUUGGACUACUCUGGUCACAUUGCGCUCUGCGACUUUGGGCUCUGCAAACUGGAUAUGAAGGACGAGGAUAGAACAAACACUUUCUGCGGCACGCCCGAAUACCUGGCACCGGAGCUCCUGCUCGGCCAUGGUUACACCAAGACCGUUGACUGGUGGACCUUGGGAGUGCUUCUCUAUGAAAUGCUUACUGGUCUACCGCCAUUCUACGAUGAGAACACCAAUGAGAUGUAUCGGAAGAUCUUGACCGAACCACUACACUUUCCAGGUCCCGAAAUCGUACCGGAGUCGGCCAAGAACCUGCUCACAAAACUCCUGGAUCGAAACCCGGCUACUCGUAUGGGUGCGAAUGGCGCGGCAGAAAUCAAGGCUCACCAAUUCUUCCACAGCAUUGACUGGAGGAAGCUUUUGCAGCGCAAAUAUGAACCAAACUUUAAGCCGAACGUGACUGACGCACUUGAUACGGCAAACUUUGAUCGAGAGUUUACCUCGGAAGCUCCCACAGAUUCCUAUGUCGAUGGCCCGGUGCUUUCCGCCGAUAUGCAACAGCAGUUUGAAGGCUGGUCCUACAUCCGUCCUGUUGCUGGUCUUGGCGAUGCUGGGGGUAGUGUCAAAGACCCUUCUUUCGGUAGUGUUUCGGGCUACUGAAACCGUGAGGGCUUGAUGGGCAUUUUGCGGUCCAGUGUCGGCAAUGCGCAUGGAUAUUCUGGUCCUAGCUGAUCUUGACCGUACAAUCUUUCAUUUGGGUUUGGUGGCUGUUCUGCAUGGCGAUGGGAGAUUUGUUUUUUUCAAUCGUUUUCCGAAAUUGAAUUUUGCUCAGAGGCGUGCUACGUACUUUAGCGCAUAUGGGAUCAAUCACAACGUAGAGUGAAUGCCAUCAUUGAGGUUUUCAAGAUUUUUUUAUUGAUCUGUCAUAUGAAAUUAUUGAAGGAUCGUGGGGUCAAUUAUUGGAUACAAUUUCAGCCCAUUGCAACAGCAAUCCGUAGUGUAUAUGUGGUGGGGGCGUACUUCCGCGG
Messenger RNA from Xylona heveae TC161, 2645 nucleotides. RefSeq names its product kinase-like protein. Gene Ontology annotation, biological process: protein phosphorylation. The transcript has 7 exons. Lineage: Eukaryota; Fungi; Ascomycota; Xylonomycetes; Xylonales; Xylonaceae. The record is from RefSeq and is a predicted model, not a curated record. Gene Ontology annotation, molecular function: ATP binding; protein serine/threonine kinase activity. The coding region runs from base 373 to 2277 and encodes 634 amino acids.